AUGUAAAAAAGAAAAAAAAAGAAAGAUUUUAAAAAAGCAGCGGGUGAAUAAGGGGUGUGGGCUGGUGGGUGUCGCUGGUGAUGUCACACCUCCCAGACAGCCAGGAUUGGACCCUAAUUAGAAAGCUCGGCAGCAAAUAGAUAGGAGUCCCGCAUGAUUGAAUUCAAAGUGGCUGAUGCCAAAAUUUCUGCAGAGGCGCGGAAAACUGUCGGAGAGGAGCGGAGCAGACAGGGCGCCGGUAUCAGUGCAGCUGAGAGCUGCCACGCUGCGCUGCAAACAGUCUCUCCGUGAGCUGGAGGCAAGCUGGAGUUUCAGAGGUGAUACACGAACAGCAAGACGCGCUCCCCCCCUGGUUUGGAGGGAUAAAAAAACGAGGGAGAGCCGAAAAUAUAGUCUCUACGUCAAACCCGAGGACGCUGCGUUCUCAGAGAGCAACGGAGGCUGAAGCGAGACAAGUACAAAGGAGAGUCGAGCUGCCGAGUCCAAGUUAUUCCUGCGCUUCGCUCCAAAGGCUGCGCUGAUGGCAUCCGUACUUGGAAACAACAGCCGCGCGUCCGGGGCUCAGAGCGGCCAAGUCAAAUGCAAGCUGAAGAAGAGGAGGAGGAGGCGAUCUAAGAGAAAAGAGAAAUUCAGUAUGCUGUCAGCAUUGAUCGCCCCCUUCAAGUACAUAAGCCCUGGGACCAGCGGUACAGAGGACGAGGACAGUUUAAGUACCAGCAGUGCAGAGGUAAAGGAAAACCGUAACGUCGGUAACUUAGAAGAUCGCACCAUAGGAUCUGCAGAGUGCCAGUCGCUCUUCUGCUCUGACUCUACGAGAAGCGGCAGCUCUGCUCUGAAGAGGAAACGGCCACUGGAGGAAGACAACAAGGGGCACUUGUGUCAACUCCGCCUGAUCUAUAAGAAACUGUCCUGGUCUGAGGCUCCAAAGAACGCUUUGGUGCAGCUGAAUGAACUCCGGCCGGGCCUGCAGUACCGCAUGGUGUCUCAGACAGGCCCAGUGCACGCUCCUGUCUUCUCCAUCGCUGUGGAGGUGAACGGGCUGACCUUUGAGGGCACAGGACCCACAAAGAAGAAAGCUAAGAUGAGGGCUGCCGAGCUGGCCCUCAAGUCCUUCAUCCAGUUCCCAAACGCUCCUCAGGCCCACCUAGCCAUGGGAAACAUCUCCAACCCUUCAGCCGACUUCACCUCAGACCAGGCGGACUUCCCUGAAACGCUCUUUAAAGAAUUUGAGUCCUCGCCAUGCUCCGAUGGCCUCUCGCUCUGCAGCACAGCAGCUGAGAGCAAGCUACUGUCGAGUGAGCUACUGAGACAUGGACGGUUGCUUCGCCACACCUUGGACUUGAUGGUUCAGGCUCAGCAGAGGCUUGGUGGGAUUGUUCCAGAGCCUGAGGCUCCCAAGAGCCCUGUGGCGUUGCUAAAUGAACUCCGGCCGGGCCUGCGCUACGCUUGCCUUUCAGAGCAAACUGAAGGGCGACGGCUGCGUAGCUUUGUGAUGGCAGUGCGUGUGGACGGGCGGAUAUUUGAGGGCUGUGGUCGCAGCAAGAAGCUGGCCAAGACCCAGGCGGCCCAGUGUGCUCUUCAGGCCCUCUUCAACAUCAGGACAGCCCCUGAGGGGAGGACAGGCCUCAAAGCCAGCAGGAAGAGUUGUCCUCAUUUACCCCAGGACUUUGCCGAUUCAAUAUUCCACUUGGUGAGGGAGAAGUACCGGUCGCUGGUGGGCGGCUGCAGUCCUGCGCACGCUCGACACAAAUCCCUGGCAGGCAUCGUAAUGACCCGAGGCCUGGACCUGCGGCACGCCCAGGUGGUGGCGUUAUCCACGGGCACCAAGUGCAUAAACGGGGAGUAUCUGAGUGACCAGGGACAAGUGGUCAAUGACUGUCACGCUGAAGUCACGGCCCGGAGAGCCCUGCUACGCUUCCUCUACUCACAACUUGAACUCUUCUUAAGUAAAAGCCCUGAGGACUGGGAGGAGUCGAUAUUCAUGCGGCACAAGGAGUGUGGCUACAGGUUGAGAGACAACGUCCAUUUCCACAUGUACAUCAGCACCUCACCGUGUGGUGACGGGAGACUCAACUCACCCUACGAAAUCACCACUGACCUCCACAGCAGCAGACACCUCAUGAGGAAGCACCGCAACCACCUCCGGACCAAAAUCGAGUCAGGCGAGGGAACGGUGCUGGUGCGAUGUCGGGGGCCCGUCCAGACGUGGGACGGCGUCUUACAGGGCGAGCAGCUCAUUACCAUGUCCUGCACAGACAAGAUCACCAGAUGGAACAUCCUGGGCCUGCAGGGGGCGUUGCUGAGCCACUUUGUGGAGCCGGUGUACCUGCACAGCAUGACCGUCGGCAGCCUGCGCCACACGGGUCAUCUGGGCCGAGUUCUGAACCAGCGGCAGGAGCGCCUCGGUCCACUGCCCGCCACAUACAGACGCAACCAGCCUCUGCUCAGUGGCCUGAGCAGUGCUGAGUAUCAACAGCCAGGGAAGGCCUCGUGUGUGAGCGUCAACUGGACGCUGGGCGACGCACAGUUGGAGGUGGUCAACACUGCCACGGGACGGAGACGGGACUCAGGGACACCCUCGCGUCUCUGCAAGCACGCCCUGUUCACCCGCUGGAGCAGACUGUACCGCAAGCUGGGGAUCCACAUGGCCGGCUCGGCGGACCACCAGCUCAUGUACUGCGAGGCCAAGAUGGCGGUGCGUCCUUACCAGACAGUGAAGCAGCAGUGGUUCAGAUCUCUGCAGGAAACGGGCCUCGGUACCUGGGUGAAGAAACCACCCGAGCAGGAACAGUUCCUACUGUCGGUCUGAGGACGAGAGUUUGUGUGUGUGUGUGUGUGUGUGUGUGUGUGUGUGUGAGAGAGAGAGAGAGAGAGAGAGAGAGGGAGUAAUUGUUUAACCUUUAUUUUUUUAGAGUAAGAUGACUCCAUGCUCUUCAACAACAUCCUGCUUCACGCCUUCAUACCUGGACUUUUCCCAGUGUAACCUCUAAGGCUAUCACCACCGUCACUCACCCACUACAGAAACAUCAAGAGGAAGGUCAGCUGGACGGGCUGAAAAGAAAAGGGACAAAAAAAGAUGGACUUCUCUGAACCCACAAACACACACGUUUAAGCAAACACACACCUAAAUACCCCCCUCUUCAGCUGUCAGGGAAGGGUGGGGUAACCUUGAGCAGAAUGAAAGGCAGCCGCUAUCUUGUCAUCAGCUAUUUCCGGGCCCCAAGGCUCCCGCUGAGGAGCAGAGCCACGGGGGAGAGAGCGAGAGAGAGACAGAGAAAGAGAAAAAGAGAGAGAGAGAGAGAGGUCCACGUCCAAUUACCGGCCCUGUCAGGGUGACGGCUGAUAGAGGAAGAGGAAGGGAAGAGAGAGCGAGAAAAAGAGAAGGACAGACCAUUGCUUCAGACCAGCCCUCCUGUUCCUCACCUUCCCCUCUCUCAUUUCUAUCUUUGUCCUCCUUCUCUGACUCACCCUUUGACUCCUGACUUUCCUCUCCUUUUGUCUCCAUCUCUCCCUCUUUUGCCCUCUUUCCAUUUUCUUCCUUCUUCCACCUAUUUCCCUCGCCUCCUCUUUGUCACUCUCUCCUCUUUGCUAGCCCCCUCCCCCACCCUCCCUGCCUUUCAAGCGCGGCGGACUUCACCACGACACGACGACAGGUUAAUACACCCUCUUUUUUUCCCCUUCCUCUCCUCACCCCACUGGGUAGACAGAGGGAGAAGAAUCGUGGCGAGGUAUAUAAACGCGGCCAUUACAGCUUGCCUAAGUACGAGUGGAGUGGAGUAUGUUCCCUCUCUUUCAUACUGAAUUUAUUUCCUUUGACCUCAGCUUUUCAGCCCGUUCUGGCCGGUUUCCGUACAUCUGAAUCGAAGCUUGCCGUCACCGAUAAGAGCAAGUUUCGGUCGUGACUCAUUAGCGAGGCCUUGUUGACCUUAUCGACUUGUGCUGCCUUUCUUUGUGUGUCAUGACCGCCCUGCACAGAUAAUAGCCAAGGUGGUGGGAAGUUUAGCUCGCCUCCCUGUCAGCGCUGUGGUCGACUUGAGGGGUUUUAUUUUUAGAUGCCAUAUUCAACACAGAUCAUCAUGUAGGAGUUAAAGAUUAACAAUGCAAAGUGACUAAAGAUCCCUGAUCACUACCAUGUAAAUUUGUACCUCACACUAUUUUUAUGUCUUUGCAUAUUUCAUGACGUAAACGUACACCCUGUGUGUGCGUGUGUGUGUGUGUGUGUGUGUAUUUUUUUAAUGGAGCUAAAUGUUUAUAUUCAUUAUGAUCAUGACUGUGUUGUUCUGUCACUGCUGUAUUCUCUUUAAGGCAUUUAGAAACUGCCACCAGCACGGCUCAGUCAGCGGUAAGAUCUGAGUAGUGAGAGGGACAUCUAGUGGUGCACUCUGGGAACAUUAUGAGCUCCAGUGAGGACACAGUCAGUCUGACUGAGGAAUGAGCGCUUAAGUGGAGGUCAGCGUGUGAGGAAGAUUAUUUUACAGGACUCACACAAGAACAGAGAAUUUGACCAACGUGUGGCCUGCAUCUGGGUUCAUUUGACUUUUUUUUUUUAUUUUAAUUUAGAAAAAUGAAAUUGGCAAAUCAGUAUUGCUGCAUGUAAAUGUGAUAUACCCAAUGUUUUUUUAAAGCCCCUUAAAAUUUAAAAUUUAUUUCAAAUGCUAAGUAUUUUUAUAUAGCAUUAAAUAUUCAACUGGGGAUUUAAUAGUCAGAAACAAACCUGCUUCAUCAGGACUGUGUGGUUGUGGUUUGAUCAGAUUUGACUGACAGUGACCAAACUGUCAUCUGAGUCUGAUUCAAAUCUUGCAGAGUCAUCGCCUUUUUUUCUAACCGGAGGCCCACAGAUAAACCAGAGCUGAGAGCACAGAGGAAAUGAUUACGUGAAAUAACCAAAGCUAUUCCAACUUUGGCAGAAAAUGCUCCAUCUUUGUAGGACCUCAUUACUCAUGGUAAGAAGCUGACUGAGAAAAAAAUGGGGUCCAUAAAUUAUUUUUUUUGAAGGUAGCAGUGCCCCCCCACCCCCCACCCCCCACCCCCAACACUGAGCAGGUAUGGUGGGUCAAAGAUGACACUACUAAAAAAAACAUUUUAGUAUCUCAUGUUUUUUAUAUCCAAUUAUGGUCUAGCUGGCAUUUUAGGAGCUUUUCCAUCAUGACAAGAAUACAGUUCUGGAAGAUGUUUACUUUUUAUUUCAUAAAAAUUGCAAAACUGUAAAGGCACUAGUACAGUAUGCUGUGUGGUAAUAACCACUGACCCCCCCCCCACCACCACCUAUACAUCAGCAGCUUUUAUUAUGCACCCAGGGGCACAUGGGGCAUGGCUGGGAGUGGUGACUGCUUUGUUGUGACAUCAUAAAGUGUCCAAAUACAGGCUGUGUGCUCUGUGGACUGAGCAUUCUGAUACUUUGACAGUAUUAAUAUAGCACCUAGACCUGCUUUAUAAUCAAAAAAGACACUUUAUACAAUAUAGGACCUUUAAGACUAGAUUUUGACAAAGGACCACAAAAUAUAUUACGACAAAGCAACAAUAUUAGCACAUAGAGCAGGACUUAACAUAAAACAGUUGAUAUUGAACUUUAAUGAUGCAAAUCCCCUUUCAGUUUAUCAGAUCAUCAACAUGAGCAGAUACACAGUGAACCUGGGACUUUUGGAGCUCUUGAGGGUCCAGGGUUCAGUUGAUGAUCUGGCCUUGGCUAGUGGCAGCUUAAAAAAAAAAAACAAAAAAAAAAAACACUGGGAGUCAGUUUUCAGGAACUCAUAUUGUCUGAUUCUUUGUUUACACCUUAACGUAGCAGUGGAAAGCUUGAAUCUGCUUUCUCACAGUGGCAAAGAUCAGAUUUAGCGUAAAUCUUGUCCGUGUGCAUCAGAAGAGAGAGAUUACGUGUUCGUGAUGGUCAUCAUCAGCUUGCACUCCAUAACUUCAGACAUGACAUUGUUCGUCAACAUGCAGUACACCAUGUCUCCUAAUGGCUGUGUUGGCCAUGACAACAGAUUUACAGAUUUAUUUUGAGAGAUAAUAAAUAUAAGGCAUGUCUGAAUGGCAAUAUUGUAUCUAUGAGUGUACAUAUGUAUAAAAAAUGUAUAAAAGAUGUUGACAAAGAUGUGAAAGAGAAGUGUGUGUAUGAUGUAAAUUAAAGUAUAUGAAGAAUUGCUGCUAAGAUCUGUAAAUUGCACUUCAGUAACAAAUAAAAAGUGAAUGUUUGUACUGUAUAUGUGAAUAAAACCACAAAAUC
Messenger RNA from Seriola aureovittata, 6226 nucleotides. RefSeq names its product adenosine deaminase RNA specific B2 (inactive) (gene adarb2). The coding region runs from base 521 to 2809 and encodes 762 amino acids. The transcript is spliced from 10 exons. Gene Ontology annotation, biological process: adenosine to inosine editing; RNA processing. Gene Ontology annotation, cellular component: cytoplasm; nucleolus. Gene Ontology annotation, molecular function: double-stranded RNA binding; tRNA-specific adenosine deaminase activity; double-stranded RNA adenosine deaminase activity. The record is from RefSeq and is a predicted model, not a curated record. NCBI's taxonomy places the organism in Eukaryota, Metazoa, Chordata, Actinopteri, Carangiformes, Carangidae.